UGCAACAAGCGAUCAGCAAGUUUUAACCUCUGAUGGACAAACCUCCCCUUUCCGUUGUCGAGGGGGGCCGCACGUUUACCCUGUCACCUCCCCCUUCUUCCCUUAAAAAAAGAAUAGUUGUGGUUAAAAUGUCGGCACAGAUCGUUUGGUAUUCAGUAUCGUUCAGCAGCUAACGGCUAGCAGUCAGCAAUGGAACAUAUGAACAGUUCAGGUUUUCGAUAUGAAUUUAGAAUUAUUGUACUAUUAGGAAUGAUGGGUUUGCAGUUUCUAAUAGUUUACUCGUAUCCAUUGGGCUUAGAAUCUAGAGGUAUAGGCAUUCAUCAAGGAGUACCAAGUUAUUUGCCAGCAUACAACGGAAUCUUCAGUAUACAUGCUCUCAACUUUACUCCAUCUGCAGUCGACAAAACGGAAAAUUAUAUCCAUGUAGGAAAUCAAGAAACUAUCCUGAACUAUGCUUCCAAUGUUUCAUUGGAAAAUUCAGCUUCAACUAACGAGACACCAACAACCCUUUCUGAAAGAAACGACAUUGAUGACCAGUCGUCGAAUGCAGUGAAUCUUCAUUUAGACGAUGGCACGGAAAGCAACGAAGUUGAUUCUCCUUCCAACAAAAAAGAUGAUCCUCUCAAGGUAGUAGAGCCGGCCACUUUCCCACAGAUACAAGUUGUCACCAAGACCAUCUCCGAGGAAACGUUUCAGCCAACUUCAACGACAACAACUACAUCAACUGAAUCCACAACUGUAACAACUGCUGAAGAGGAACUUGCCAGAAACGAAGCAACGGUUACUGUGGAGAUAUCUCUGGAUGAAAACCAUAGAUAUUCUCAUUCUAACGAAAGUGAGACUCUACUGUCAGGUUCAGAAGAGGAUCCAGUGGAAACAGAUGACAAGCAAGACAUUUUUGAUAAUUUUAUAGAACCAAUCCAGAAUGUUUGGCAAGAAUUUGUGGGUAAAUUGAAAAUGAGUGUCCUAGAAGUAUGGAAGUCUAUCUCGCAUCAUUUGAUGGAGAGAUUAGAAAGCUUUGCAACAACUCCUUAAUACUAUGUCUUCUUUUAAAAAAUAGGAAUAAGCAAAUUACCGUUUCUUGGGUCUUCAGGAUUAGAGUGAGCAUAGUAAUACUUCUUACUUAGAGACGCGCACUGGGUUUCCGAAAGUUGCAAAACCGUUGGAAGCGUUUUGAUUUUCUUACAGUCAGUAAUCAAUUUAUUCUCAAUUCCUCCUUUAAAAUUUAUGUUUCUUUCAUUUCUUAUUUUUCCAAUAAUUUUAAAACAUUGUAAAAAUUUCAGACAAAAUUACAAGCUGUUGCUCUAUCUAGGUAUAUAUGCACACCUGAUUGAGUAAAUAAAGCAUCUUUUAAUUUUAUUUUUGAGAAACAUUCUGAUAAAAAUUGCUCGUUUUAUUAGAAGGAUGUUAUGGAAAUCUAUUCCUACAAGAAAAGUAAUUUAUUUUGAUAUUCUUUUAGAAUUGUUUAGAAUUAAAACAUAAAUUCAGCCAUAGGUUCAAGUGGUGGUUCAAUCCAUAUUUGCUCAAAUCAAGAUUUCUUAAACUGUGAUUCAAAAUUCGAAAUUCACGGAACAAAUCUGAAGUCAGCAAAAAAUUUAAAU
This is a messenger RNA of Argiope bruennichi, 1601 nucleotides long. RefSeq lists its product as uncharacterized. The transcript is spliced from 2 exons. The record is from RefSeq and is a predicted model, not a curated record. The coding region runs from base 190 to 1035 and encodes 281 amino acids. Lineage: Eukaryota; Metazoa; Arthropoda; Arachnida; Araneae; Araneidae.